Folsomia candida is the source of this 2352-nucleotide messenger RNA. RefSeq names its product segmentation protein Runt-like. The coding region runs from base 559 to 2352 and encodes 597 amino acids. Gene Ontology annotation, biological process: regulation of DNA-templated transcription. Gene Ontology annotation, cellular component: nucleus. Gene Ontology annotation, molecular function: DNA-binding transcription factor activity, RNA polymerase II-specific; ATP binding; RNA polymerase II cis-regulatory region sequence-specific DNA binding. The record is from RefSeq and is a predicted model, not a curated record. The transcript has 10 exons. NCBI's taxonomy places the organism in Eukaryota, Metazoa, Arthropoda, Collembola, Entomobryomorpha, Isotomidae.
ACAAUUUCGGAUAGGGUCCGGUUUUCGGUUUUGGUUUUGGUUUGGUUUUGCCCUCCCUGGCUCAUUCUGGGUUUGCAUUUGCGGCUGGCUGGGUGGAUUGUGUGGUGGGCAGGGAUAGGCAACACGACUAACCGAAAAACCUGACCAGAAUUUUUUGGUGAGAGAUAUACACACAUGUAAAACCACACUAGGGAAAAAGACACCAAAAGGUGGGACAAUAUUUCGGGGUAGAAAAAGGUUUUGUAUCCGCAAGUCGACAAAUAACGUCUAAUCUUGGGAAUGAUUUGCUCUUGUUAGAGUAAAAUUCUUAGUGAAAUUUGAAACAAUAAAAAAACAACCCGACUGUAGAACAGAUUAAUUAUUGUUGUGCAACGAAGUUGGUGCCGAUUAUUGUUACAAUGACUUCAUUAUUAUUAUGGAAGUGAAAGUGAAUUAGAAUUUGUGUCAAAAAAUUGUGUCCGUUUCACAAAGAAAAUUAGACUAAAAAGUGUGUAGUGCAGGGAAAGUGAAGUGAAUAUUUUCUGUGUGACAAAAACUUUGUGAUGAUAAAAACUCAACAUGCAUCUCGCCAGCGAACUCAGCUUUAUUACGGAAACGUAUCACAAACUUGCGACAGAGGUGAUGGCGGAGCGUGCCCUGACAGAAAUGCUGUCGGAUUCCCCUGGGGGCGAACUGGUGAGGACGGGUUCUCCAAAUUUCGUCUGUUCCGUCCUCCCCGUCCAUUGGAGAUCCAACAAAACACUCCCUGUCGCUUUCAAGGUCAUCGCUCUGGGUGAAGUAAUGGACGGGACACUGGUCACUGUUCGGGCAGGAAAUGAUGAAAAUUACUGCGGCGAAUUACGCAAUGCAACAGCAAUCAUGAAAAACCAAGUUGCAAAAUUUAACGAUCUCAGAUUUGUGGGAAGAUCUGGUCGUGGAAAGAGUUUCUCGCUCACGAUAGCCGUAGCCAGUUCGCCCCCACAAGUGACAACGUACCAGAAAGCGAUCAAAGUUACGGUGGAUGGUCCAAGAGAACCGAGAUCGAAAACGAGGCAACAGCAACAAUUUCACUUUGGUUUUGGCCAACGCGCAUUUCUCGGAGGAUAUACGGGGGCGCUAGACCAUUUGAAUAGAAGUGCAGAUUUUGCCAUGACGCUAAGCCGGAUGCCGAAUUGUCAAAAUAUGAGCCAAACAUUGGCCACAUUUGGGACCUCAUCCUCAAACCACUGGGGUUAUGCCUCAUCGCCAUACUCGACCUAUUUGGGAAGUGGCUUUCCCAACUGUGCCGCAGCCAUACAAGGGACGACGAGCUCAUUUUCGGCUGCGGGGGGUUUGCUGCCCGACCUGACUUCAAUGAAUUCCAUUUCUGGACCUGAGUACAACUCGUCCACGCCCGCAUCGAAUUCUUCAGUUCUCACAGCCGACAGCGGCGUAAGUCCAGCCAGUGAUGUCGACCCGCUCGGCGCGGCGACUGACCGCCUCCUCUCCGCGGGGGGUUCUGGGGGUGUAAGUUCCACCUCAAAUAACAACAAUGCACCCCCACUCGUGCGAGAAGCCUCCUCCCACCAGCAACAACAACAACUUCAGCAGCAGCAACAACAGCAACAGCAACAAAGGAUAGCGAGUGGUUCGAAUGGGCAAGGCGGGUUGGUGGGAUCGGGCACCGGAGGAACCACACCCACCGGUGCGGGCAGCUAUCUGCACAGCGGGUUGGGCAGCCCCACAGCAGAUUUUGGUCGGGACGAGCAGCAACUUUAUGGACAGACGCAUCUCCAGGUGCAAAAUACAACAUCCCUCCUCCACCAACAAUCCCAACCGCUCCACACCCACCAUCAAAACCAACACGGUAACAACAUGUCGACCUCGUCCUCCUCGUCCGCCAACAUUCUGACCCCUUCAAACACGUCGCUAAUGCAACAACAACAGCAAAACCACCAUCAGCAGCAGCUCCUCCAAAAUCAAGGCAUUUCCGGCGGGGGUGGUUCCUCGUCCUCCUCCUCGGCGGGAUCUUCAAUGUCCUAUCUCGGCUCCUUUCCCGCCGCGGCGGCUGCCUCUGCAUUCUUCUAUUCGCAACUCUACCUCAAUGAUUUUGAUAGCAGUGGAACCGCGGGAAAUCCACAGAAUCAAAUUCACCACCAAAGUGGCGCCACCCAUCAUCAAAGUUUGGCGAGAUCUAGUUCGGGGUCAAAUGGGAUUUUAAACCAGCACGGGCAAAGUAUGGGUGGCGGGAUUGGGGGACGUGGGCAGCACGGCGGGAUUCAUCCUGGUGGCGGGAUGAUGGUGGGUUCGGUGGGAGGAAGUGGGGGGAAUGGGGCUGGCGGGGGUGGUGGUGGGGCGGGUGAGCUUACGCAUGGGGUGUGGAGACCGUAUUAA